Pocillopora verrucosa is the source of this 6998-nucleotide messenger RNA. RefSeq names its product nuclear pore complex protein Nup205. Gene Ontology annotation, cellular component: nuclear pore; nuclear pore inner ring. Gene Ontology annotation, molecular function: structural constituent of nuclear pore. Gene Ontology annotation, biological process: nuclear pore organization. NCBI's taxonomy places the organism in Eukaryota, Metazoa, Cnidaria, Anthozoa, Scleractinia, Pocilloporidae. The record is from RefSeq and is a predicted model, not a curated record.
CUCAGUUUUUUCGGCAAGUAACGGUCAAGCUCGGUUACUAAGCGUGCACGCUUUGCGCGCUCAAUUAAGAUGGCGGCAGCUAGAGGAGGAACAUGGAGGCCGUACAAGGAACUUCUUGCGACGGUAGAACGAGCUGCUUUGUACAAGAAAACUCCAGAAGUUUUUCAUGAACUAGAGGUUGCAUUGGAUAAAUUCAAUCCAGAUUUUAUCACUUUGCUUAAAAAUCCGGCAAAAAAUACAGACCACCGAGAGCAAUUGAAGAGAGCCCCCACAAAUGGUCUUCAACUUGCUGGCUUUACAGAGAAACAGAAGCUUCCUGAGCAGUUUGUCAAGGAGGCCCUCAUUCUUAGUGACAGUCUUGAACUGAAUGAGUUUGUGUGUGUUGAGUUACUUCUUGCUGGUGAACAGCAGCAACCCAACUUUCCUGGCCUAACCAGAGGUUUGGUGGCAGUGCUCUUGUACCAUGAUGGGAGGAGAUGUUUAAUUAGUGCCUUAAGAACAUUGAUACAGUCUAGAGAGGGAAUAACAUGGACGUUGGGCCUCUAUGAAGAGAUGACACAGUUAGUAACGACAUUCACUGAUGAACUUUUGAAAGAAGGAUUGGUUAGAACAAUUCUUCACCAACUUGAGCAUCUUGACGUUCAAAAUGAACUUGACAAGUUGGAGAGAGGACAAGCCAUAGGUGAUGAACGUCACAAACAACAACUUAUUGACUUUAUCACAGAUCAAAGACAACUCUUGGCUGAAUGUCUCUUUUGCUUUGCUUGCCAAUCACCGCUACCAAAAAGUGACUGCCUACAACUGUUGUCUUUUCUCAAGAAAUGUCCCUCUACAGAUGCGGAUGGCUCACUUGACAGUGUCACUCUAACUCUGUUGAUGGCCAUGUUGUACUGUUUAAAUGUUGAUCCUCUGGAUGAAGCAGCAGACGUGCAAGGGUCUUUUCAAGAGGAAAUGUUCCCUUUGUUGACGGACCACAGCUUUAUUCCAGAGUUUCAUCUGGAAAUCAAACAGCAGGGAACAUGGGAAAACCAAGGGAUGUGUGCAUGUGUCCGUUUUGCUUGGGCUCUGGUACUACGAACCUGCAGCCAGUGGCCUAAUAUUGUUGGAGCAGUAGAGGUACUGGAGAAAGAUGAAGAGGAGUUAGAUCUGGCAGUGCAAGAAAACGUUUUGAGUUUCCUUCGGCACUCUGUGGUACGAGCCACCAAUUUUCACCAGGAGGAAUACUUUGUCCAACGCUUACACUCACUUGUGACUGGAUUUAUUGUUAAGAUGCCUUUAAAGGUUAAAGAACUUCGCAACCAUGGUGAUGAAGUGGCACGUAUUCUUCAGGCUCACUUGCAAGAUGGUGUGGAGCCCCCUGCUGGUUUGCUGAGACACUUUGAAGAUUUGAUGAGAAUGAUUGGAGAACUUUAUGAGAAUGAUUCACUUGGCCUUGAACUGGCUGUAGAUUUCUGGUGUCCUUUGGAUGCAAGCUCUUUCACACCAUUUUCACCUUAUGACUCAUCAAGAAUUUCACCAAGCUUUAGACCUCAUGCAUCACAGAAGCAAGUGAGCCUCUACAAGUUUGUGCGGCUGGCUGGAGAUUUAUUGCCUGCUCCACUUUUUGUCCCAUACAUUGAAAUGCUGUGUGGUCUCUCAAACAGCCCUCAGGCUGCUCAUCACUGCUUCAACUUGCUCAAAUCCACAGCAAAUGGUCCUCUGUCUUGGGAUCACUUCUUUGCUUCUGUUAAACAGUAUUACAUGGAUCUAAGACAGGAUGGUGCAAACACAGUGAUGAUGUAUGGUGGCUUGCAACGAGAAACAGGUCAGGUUCACAGACCACGCCCAACAAACCGUAACAUAACACCUGAGGAAUUGGAAGGGCUGGAGGCAGUGUUAAAACUUACAGAGAGAAUUGCUGAUCAGGAUGAAAUAGCCCGCCUUACAAUGUGUGAAAGUCAAGCGUGGCUUCCCAUUGCGUCCCUGUUUGGCCUACUUGGUUGCCCUGUACCUCUAAGGCUAAAGGCACAGAUUCUUUCAACACUUGCUGCAUUUGCAAAGUCUCCUGAAAUUGCUUCCUCUUUGUGGCAUACCCUAGAAUCAUCACAGAUAUUACAGACAGUCCAAACAGCUGGCCAAACUGCACAGCAAGGUGGAAUACAGGUGGAAUUGAAUGAGCUUGAAGCACGCAGUGAGACCUACCCUGAGACUAGAGCAUUCCUGAAGCUGCUGACAAAUCUUACAGAUAUUCCACUACCAGCAAACUUGGGAGCAGGCUACAGAGUCCCUGGGUUUGAACCAUAUCUGGCGUUCCUACGAGAUGAGGUGUUUCUUAAGUUCAAUUCACGAGGAUACCAAGAUCCCCAUGAAAAGUGGAAAGUUGCCAGUGCUGUGCUACAGAUCCUCUUCAAGUUACUGGAAAGUUACAGUCCAAAACCAAAUGAUUUUGUGGACCAGUAUGUUGAAAUUCAGGGAGGAGAGCAGAUGAAAGUUCCUAAACCUCCUGGAUUCAUUCUAAUGACAUACAUGUUAAAUUACACACAAAUGUUAAAAAUGUUGCUGAAUGUUAUUGAUGGUGCUUCAUCUUCACUUGAAUAUCUUUCCAUUACAUCAGAGGGAAGAGAACAUCUGGAAAAAGCGGCAUUGCUCUGCCUGAGAAUGAUUGAAAUUUCCUUGGAAAAACAAGAGAAGUUUGUGGACUUAUAUCGCAGCGUAGCACAACAGUCAACGGUGAUGAUUUCACCUUUAGAGGAAUUGCUGCUUAGCGUUAAUCCACAGACAGGCUCUCCCGACUACCUGCUUAAAAUCAUGAAGUUUGUUUCUCAUCUUCACACUGGAGCUGAACUCAGCCUAUCUGUUGUUAAGAUUUUGUGUUUGGUCUGCCGGUCAAUAACCGUUCAGAGACACUUGGUGAAUCUCCUGACUGCUAAUCAGGCUGCCGCUCAGAAAAUACUCAUUGGAUUUGUUGAUCAGCUAGAUAUCAAUGAACCUGAAGAAAAUCUUGGCAAAGAUGAGCAAGAACUAAGAAAUGAAUUCUUAGAUGAGAACUCGUUUGGAUUGUCACAAAUUCGCAACGCUGUGAGGCAAAAUAUUCUGAGAUUAGUUCUUUAUUCUCUUCAACACCCUUCGCCCAAUCUGGCUCAUUUUUUGAUGGGCUAUGAGCUCAGAAAACCUGUGUCCAAGACCAAUCUUCAGGAUCCUGGUGUUCUUGGUGCUUCAAAGACUUGUCUCCACGCAGUACUAGACAUUCUGAACAGAGAGGUGGAUACACAUCGUGGCCCUUCGUGUGUUACAGACGCUCCAAAAUUCACCGAGCUCGCAUAUCAGCUUGUUUACAAUCUAUGUGCCAAUAAGGAUACUGCAAUCCCGACUCUGCGCUAUCUGAGAACAAGCCAUGAUUUCCUGUACCAGCACCUUCAACACUUACCUUUUAGGAAUCUUGCAAAUAUGAACAUGGGCGAAGGACAGCCUCCUGUUCCAAUGCUUACCAUCGUCAAUCAGCAGUCCUGGCUUCUGAAGACUGCUGCCAUCGAGCUGAGGAUGACAGCUCAAGGCCGACAAAGAUCACAUACCCAGAGGCUCCUGACGCUCUUGAUGGGAGAGCCAUCAGCUCAGACGUUGAUGGGUAUGACGCACUUCCCAGAGGUAGUUCCAAGGAGGUUGGAGGAUGAUUUUACCGCAGCUGACACCAGCCAUGGAGGGUAUCCUGGUAUGGGACAGACGCAGACUAGGCGGAAGCUUCUAGCCAUUCUUGAGUCUGUAGAGUUCUGUCAGGAUGUGCCUCCACUCUUACAGUUGAAUUAUUUUGAUAUGGCUGUCACUGAGGAGGCCAUUGCUUCCUGUGAACAGAAGGCGGAGGAUGGUGGUGUGACGCUCUGUAAUAUUCCCGUUCUUCAUAAACUACUAAUGAGUGAGAUAAUUGGCGCACAGGGCACUGCUACAGCUGGACAGAGAAACUUCUUGUUGCAGGAAGUUAAAGACAUUCUUCAUAAUGUCGUGCUGCGGAACAAGGUACGAGAGAGUUUGCACAUCAAGAAGGAAGCAUUUGAAGCUUGGAGACGGGUUAUAGAAGUGACUCUGGCCUCGUGUUCUGUUGAUAUCUUACCAAGAGAUACAAGGCAGACUAUUAUAUCUGAAGUACUACAGGAUUUACUCUCUAAGAUUGCAGAUGAGAAUGCUCUGCCUGAACUGACAUCACCUGUAUCCGGGGUUAUCUUAACUCUCCUUGCGCAUUUACGUCAGUCUACCAUUCCCACAGCCUCCUUAUCCACAUCAAGUGUUGACAGCACCGGAUCAGGCAGACCUGUUCAUCCUCAAGCUGGGAGCUCUCUUCCCGUUGGUCCAUCUGUAGCCAUCUUAAAGGGUUUGAUAGAGACCGUCUUGCGGUGUGGAGGAGGAUUGCAGCGGGUCAGGGCAAACCUGUACGCUGCGCUGCUGUACUUCAUGCAGACUGCGCCAGAGCCCGAAUCAACUGAAGAAAGAGGUGUCAUGAAAAACGUAUUAUCUUUAUAUCCCGGCCAGCCAUGGGACACCAGUAUUCUACCAGUGUUGUCUAGUUAUGGUGAACCAUUCAUGGACACAGUCUGUAGAGAUUCUUGUGAUGGACACGAUGUUGGCCGGAUGUUAGCGUUUUCCCUUCUUGAUGCAAUAAUUGCUGUUGACUGGCAACACCGUUGGUUGAAUUACCUCAACCUCAAAGGCUACCUCAAGCACAUGGUGGACGGCUUGGCUCACGAGGACCAUAUGCUGCAAUCAAUGUUGGACCCAUCCCCAGAGCCCCUUAAGGCUUUGUAUAUCUAUGAGUCCAAGAUGGCCCUACUAACCCGAGUGGCACAGUCUACGGAUGGUGCUAAGGUCCUUCUUCAAGCGGGGCUAUUAUCACGCCUGGCAGAAUGCGCCUUUUUGGAUCACAAACCUGAACAUGACACCGCUCAAAGGCUAAUGACCAGUGGCAUUUACGCUCAUGAUCACGAUACAAGCGCUGUCCUCUACGACUCAUUCGUGCCCACAGUGUUAGAGAGAUAUAGACAGUUAUUGACCCCUGCUUUAAAAGUAUCACUGGCAAUGUUGACAUCCCUGGGGUCACAUAAUCACAAAGAAGUAGCUUCUAAGGUUUUACACUUUGUCGUGUCACAUGUGGACGUAUUUGUCAGCAUUCUUCAAGACAGACAGCCUUUCCAAUCAUCCGGGUCAUUAAAGGAACUCUGUCUCGUCACAGGAAUUGUGUGCAACAUGGCACUCACUGAGGAUGCCCUCAUUGCCGACGACGACCUGGGUCAAGAGCAAAUCCAACUUAGAGGACCCCUAGCAAGGAUCGAACGUCUCAUGAUUGGUUUGUUGCCGAGAUAUUGUUCAAGCGAUAGUUGGGAGAAGAUCAUCAAAUCCGUAAUGGAGAAAAACGGUGAGGAACCUGGCGCUAAGUACAGUUUGGUCGCCAUGGAAACGACCGAAAAGUUGCAAAGAAUCUGCUCAAAUGUUAUUGGUUACUGUAGAACGGUCAUGGAUUCAUAUGGUACGGUUCCCUCUCAUUGUCAUGCGCUGUUUUCACCAAGUUUGACGGACUCUUUAGCACGUGAUUCUCGCCUCACUAGAGAAGCCAUUCGUUCCUCAACCGUGGUGUCUUUCCGCCUUCAAGUCAGCCUUGGUCUACCUGUGACUUUCAUGAAGAAGUGUUGCGAUCAAGUCUUUCAGACGGCUGAGUUGUUGUCACAGACGCGUGUGAAGCUGCAAAAUGUGACCGAGUUGACGAGUGAAGAACUAAGAGAGUUAAACCAAGUUCAACACGGUGGAGCUGUUCAAGAGAGAUUGUCAACACAGCAACGUCACCAACUGGCACAGAAAUGUCUUACUCAAGUUGUACAGUACAAGACGCAGGAGAUUUCUGCUCAGUUGUACAUUAUUGAGAAUUGUUUGUUUAUUCUAUGGCGUCACCUCGAUUUCUACUUUUUGCGCUGCAUCCCGUCGGAUGAAGAACGACGCAUUCUCGCUGGACCGCCGCUGAUCAGCAGUCAAAUGAGACGAUUACAUGAGAGACAGUCGCUUACGGAAGCUUCAGUAACAUUAGAUCCUGCUUCAGAAGCAAUAAGAUCUAGAGAAAGUGUGACACGAGAGGACAUUGACGCUCUCAAGAGAGAGGCAGCUAGUAUCCUUACAGAGACGUUUUUGAAGAAACUCGUUGAGAUUGAACAGACGCACGGAAAAGGAAGAACGCGGGUUGGAUUUAUCCAAGUUCUCGUCCGACGUAUCAAAGGACUCCUCACGAUUCAUGGGGCGCCUGCACGCUCCGAGAUGACCAGCGGAUUACGUUAAAAAGACAUUGGAACAAAGUGUCUGCGAACUUAUUCAUUGUUCAUUGCUUACUUGUCAAAUGUGUUUUCCUGGACUUUGCAAUCGGUUUACAACUGUUUUUGCAUGUUGUCUGGGCAGUUUUCAAGAACAAAUAGAAGAGUAAUUCAAGUUUUGUAUUAUCAAGAGCAGUGUUAGCCCACAGCUGUUAAUCUUUAACAGAUUUGCGGACUCCCACGACAUCAUGAUGUGACAACCUAGAAUGCAUGAUUGACUUUUAUUGUCUGGGUAAGCCCACACAAACAGAUUUGUACAGUUGGGACGUGGAGGGGGAAGUAGAUUCAAGUGCGAAGCGCGAUAGGUAUGAUUCGAACGACUGCACUUGACUCACAUCGAAACUUGACUCCAUUCAGUCAACUUUGUACGCCGGGCAUACAGCUAAUGUCUCGUUAGAACAACGGGAUCGACGACCUUUUUCUCAAUUCCCUAACCCCCCUUUUUUACAGCAGUGAGUUGUAGUCUUUAUUCGGUAAUGAGCUUUUGUAAGAAUUUAGAACUGCUUUUUCAAGUCGAAUCUUUCUUUGAAAUUGAACUAGCAGAAGCUCAUCGUAGGUUUUGUACCUCUGUAUAGGAUCACAUUGUUUUUACGCACACUUUAAAAUAGCGAGGAAUAAAGGCAUAAAUAAAAGUAUUCCCUACAGGAAGUGUAAGGCUUCAUCAGCGGGAGAGUGAAA